AUCUGUCAUCUCACUACCACCAUGCUGGCCUCAGGGCUGCUUCUGGUGGCCUUGCUGGCCUGCCUGACUGUGAUGGUCUUGAUGUCUGUCUGGCAGCAGAGGAAGAGCAGGGGGAAGCUGCCUCCGGGACCCACCCCACUGCCCUUCAUUGGAAACUACCUCCAGCUGAACACAGAGCACAUAUGUGACUCCAUCAUGAAGUUCAGUGAGUGCUAUGGCCCCGUGUUCACCAUUCACUUGGGGCCCCGGCGGGUCGUGGUGCUGUGUGGACAUGAUGCCGUCAGGGAGGCUCUGGUGGACCAGGCUGAGGAGUUCAGCGGGCGAGGCGAGCAAGCCACCUUCGACUGGGUCUUCAAAGGCUAUGGCGUGGCGUUCAGCAACGGGGAGCGCGCCAAGCAGCUCCUGCGCUUUGCCAUCGCCACCCUGAGGGACUUCGGGGUGGGCAAGCGAGGCAUCGAGGAGCGCAUCCAGGAGGAGUCGGGCUUCCUCAUCGAGGCCAUCCGGAGCACGCACGGCGCCAAUAUCGAUCCCACCUUCUUCCUGAGCCGCACAGUCUCCAAUGUCAUCAGCUCCAUUGUCUUUGGGGACCGCUUUGACUAUGAGGACAAAGAGUUCCUGUCACUGCUGAGCAUGAUGCUAGGAAUCUUCCAGUUCACGUCAACCUCCACGGGGCAGCUCUAUGAGAUGUUCUCUUCGGUGAUGAAACACCUGCCAGGACCACAGCAACAGGCCUUUAAGUUGCUGCAAGGGCUGGAGGACUUCAUAGCCAAGAAGGUGGAGCACAACCAGCGCACGCUGGAUCCCAAUUCCCCACAGGACUUCAUCGACUCCUUUCUCAUCCACAUGCAGGAGGAGGAGAAGAACCCCAACACGGAGUUCUACUUGAAGAACCUGAUGAUGAGCACGUUGAACCUCUUCAUUGCAGGCACCGAGACGGUCAGCACCACCCUGCGCUAUGGCUUCUUGCUGCUCAUGAAGCACCCAGAGGUGGAGGCCAAGGUCCAUGAGGAGAUUGACAGAGUGAUCGGCAAGAACCGGCAGCCCAAGUUUGAGGACCGGACCAAGAUGCCCUACAUGGAGGCAGUGAUCCACGAGAUCCAAAGAUUUGGAGACGUGAUCCCCAUGAGUUUGGCCCGCAGGGUUAAAAAGGACACCAAGUUUCGGGAUUUUUUCCUCCCUAAGGUGCUAUCCUCCCCACCCCCUAGACUACGGGGACUUCCAGCCCUUCUCUGUGUCCCCAGAAUCCUGCCCCCAUUAGAAGCUUUCUACUCACUGUCCCACUCCCUCAAUCAGUCAAAAAGGACUUCCCCAACCACCACAUCCAUUCCACCUUUCCACUUAGACACUCCUGAGUCCUGCAUCUCCCCAGACUCUUUGUGUCGGGAGAAUCAAACUCAAGUUCCAAAACUUCCUAUCUUAAGAAACAGAAGCCCCCUUUCCAUUAGGCCUUUUGUCUUAGGGACACAAAUUUCAGGUCCCCCAAACAACCUGCGUAGCAAGACAUGGACCCCAUGUCUCCCAAACUUCCUGUUUCAGAGAUGUGAACCUUCUAUUCCCCAAAGCUCCUCCUUCACAGGACCCCAACUCCUCCAUGCCUGCCACUUCCCCUUACCUGGGGCACACUAGUUCCCCCUCCAGCCCCUGUGUACUUUCACCAAUCCCCCGACCCUCCUCAUCACACACAACUUCCUCCUCCCUACCAGGGCACCGAAGUGUUCCCUAUGCUGGGCUCCGUGCUGAGAGACCCCAGCUUCUUCUCCAACCCUCAGGACUUCAAUCCCCAGCAUUUCCUGGAU
Messenger RNA from Homo sapiens (human), 1796 nucleotides. It is a transcript of the gene CYP2A7, whose product is annotated as cytochrome P450 family 2 subfamily A member 7. Gene Ontology annotation, molecular function: oxidoreductase activity, acting on paired donors, with incorporation or reduction of molecular oxygen; heme binding; monooxygenase activity. The coding region runs from base 22 to 1626 and encodes 534 amino acids. Gene Ontology annotation, cellular component: endoplasmic reticulum membrane. Lineage: Eukaryota; Metazoa; Chordata; Mammalia; Primates; Hominidae. The record is from RefSeq and is a predicted model, not a curated record. The transcript is spliced from 7 exons.